Molecule: messenger RNA, 3762 nt
Organism: Cylicocyclus nassatus
Lineage: Eukaryota; Metazoa; Nematoda; Chromadorea; Rhabditida; Strongylidae
Source: the annotation of a GenBank genome assembly
AUGCAUGUUCCGCCAAUCUAUGAACAGCAAAAAAUCGCUAACCUACUCGAUAAGAAAUGCUCUCAGAUAGAUACUGCUCUUGAAAAGACUCGUACCACUAUAGAGGAAUACAAGAAAUAUAAGCAGGCUAUCAUUACUAAGGCUGUCACUAAAGGUAUUCGUGGUGAUAGACCUAUGAAGGAUAGCGGUAUUGAGUGGAUUGGGGAAAUUCCUGCGGAGUGGAAUAGUAUAAAUCCUAAAGCAUUGUUCACCCAACGAAAGGAUAAAGCUCGUGAAGGUGAACGCCAAUUAACUGCUAGUCAGAAAUAUGGUGUUAUCUAUCAAGAUGACUAUAUGAAAAUUACAGGAAAUAAAGUGGUAACUGUUGUCAAAGAUUUUAGUAUAUUAAAACAUGUAGAAAAGGGCGAUUUUGUCAUAAGUAUGAGAAGCUUUCAAGGGGGAUUAGAGUACAGUGAAAAUACUGGUUCUAUUAGUUCUGCCUAUGUUAUGCUAAUACCUAAUAAAGGCAAAGUAUAUGAUAGAUAUUAUAAAUGGUUAUUCAAAUCAGAAUUAUAUAUUAAUGCCCUACAAAGUACAUCAGACUUAGUACGUGAUGGGCAAGCCAUGAGAUACUCUAAUUUUAUUCAAGUAAGAUUAUACACUGUGCCUAUAAUCGAGCAGCAAGAAAUAGCUGAUUAUCUCGACAAGAAAUGUGCUGCUAUUGACACCCUUAUCGCUAAGAAAGAACAGCUUAUCACUGACCUAGAAGCCUACAAGAAAUCCCUUAUAUAUGAGUAUGUGACAGGCAAGAAGGAGGAUUGCAAGGGUAUAUACGCUAUUUCCCGUAAAUGGGGCGAGAAAACAUCAGACGCUCGUGAAGAGAACUUACUAUACAUUGGUAAAACAGAACGUAAUUUUGAGCAACAUGAUAUUGAAAGUGCGCUUAUAUAUGAACUGCAACCUAAAAUGAAUGAUUCUAAGAUGCAAUCUUAUCGUUAUAAAAGCAAUUACUAUGUUUAUAUUAUAAAUUAUGGAUUUCGUGGUGUCGGCUUAAUCGAUAAGGUUAUAGAUGCUAAAACACAUUUGAAUGAAGACAGCAAAGAAGCCAAGGAGUUGAUAACAUUGGAAACAACCGAAAAGCGUUUUGAAGAAGAUAUUGAAGCCUCUUUUCUCUCUCCUGCUGGUGGCUACACUCAUAAUAAUGAUGCCUACAUACCAAAGCUGGGACUGCAUCAGGACACACUCAUCCGCUUUAUUCAAAAAACACAGCCUAAAGAAUGGCAGAGAUUUUUACUGCAAAAUAAACUAGAGCCAGAGAAUAAAUUUUGUUUGGCGUUCAAUAAUGCUUGUGAUACAGAUGGACUCCUGUCUGUACUUCGUAAAGGGUUCAAGCAUAGAGGAAUUACUUUUAGGGUAUGUUAUUUCAAGCCUGAGUCUACGCUUAAUCAGACGGCAGGUGUACUCUAUGCCAAGAACGAAAUAACCUGCAACCGUCAGUGGUAUUAUUCUGCCGACAACAGUAAAUCAGUAGAUAUGGUUAUAGCUGUUAAUGGUAUUCCUGUAUUCGCUUUUGAAUUAAAGAAUCAGUAUACAGGGCAGACUAUAGAGAAUGCCAUGCGGCAGUGGAUGUAUGACCGAAGUGAAAAGGAGCUUUGCUUCCAGUUCAAUAAGCGUAUUCUUGGUUACUUCUGCGUUGACCAGAUGAAUGUUAUGAUGGCGACCAAGUUAGCGGGUAAAGACACUUAUUUCCUGCCAUUCAAUCAGGGUUCCAGCGGUGCUGGCAUGGAUGGCGGCAAAGGUAAUCCAGCUAAUCCUAAUGGCUAUCCUACUUCCUACCUGUGGGAGAAUAUAUUUCAAAAGGAUAGCAUGAUGGAUAUUCUCCAGAAGUUCAUCCAUCUGCAGAAGAACAAAGAAAAGAAGAUUGACAAAGACGGUAAGGAAAGGCCUAUUGAGAAACAGGUAUUGAUUUUCCCUCGUUUCCAUCAGCUUGACGUAGUACGUAAGGUAAUAGAUGAUGUAAAAGAAUAUGGCACUGGCAAGAAUUAUCUUGUUCAGCAUAGUGCCGGCUCUGGUAAGUCCAACUCUAUCGGCUGGCUGUCAUAUCGUCUUGCGUCUCUCCAUGAUGAAAACAACAAGGCGAUAUUCAGCAGUGUCAUUGUCGUAACUGACCGUACUGUACUUGAUGCACAGCUUCAGGCAACCAUUUCAGGCUUUGACCAUACUCUCGGAGCUGUUGAGACCAUAGGCGAGGGUAAAAAGUCUGUAGACCUGAAGAACGCUAUCAAUGCUGGGGCUCGUAUUAUCGUUACUACCCUGCAGAAAUUCCCUGUCAUUUAUGAAGAGGUAGACAAGGUAGCAGGCAGAGCUUUCGCUAUUAUCGUAGAUGAGGCGCAUUCCUCACAGACUGGCACAUCUGCUCAGAAGCUGAAGAUAGCUCUUGCUGACACUUCAGAAGCAUUGAAAGAAUAUGCUGAGCUUGAGGGCAAGGCAGAAGAUGAAGUUGACCUCAAUGACGCUAUCGUGAAAGAAAUGCUGACUCAUGGCAAGCACAAGAACCUUUCAUUCUUUGCCUUUACUGCUACACCAAAGGCGCAGACACUUGAAAUGUUUGGUACUGAGGUAACUGGCGGCAGCUUCCAUCCUUUCCACGUUUACAGCAUGAGACAGGCUAUCGAGGAAGGCUUUAUUCUGGAUGUUCUUCAGAACUAUAUGACCUAUGAUACCUGCUUUAAGAUUGCAAAGGAGACAAGGGAGAAUCCAGAACUGCCUGAGAGCAGGGCAACCAAGAUUAUAAAGAAGUAUGAGAAGUUACAUCCUUAUAACAUCAGCCAGAAAUCUGAAAUCAUUGUAGAGACCUUCCUUAGCACCACCAAAGAUAAGAUUGGUGGCAAGGGUAAAAUGAUGGUGGUUACAGACUCGCGCCUUGCUGCGGUCAGAUAUUUCCAUGCGAUCAAUAAGUACAUAAAAGACCAUGGCUACAGCAAUGUUAAGUGUAUGAUUGCAUUCUCUGGUACUGUUACUGACGAUGGGACAGAGUUUACAGAGUCCAGUCUUAAUGUACGCCCUGAUGGUUCUCAUAUUUCCGAAGCCCAGACUAAGGCAGAGUUCCACGAGAACUUCAAUGUACUCAUAGUUGCAGAGAAAUAUCAGACUGGCUUUGACGAACCACUGCUCCACACUAUGAUAGUAGAUAAAAAGCUGAAGAACGUGAAGGCGGUACAGACUCUUUCCCGUCUUAAUAGAACCUGUACAAACAAGAAUGAUACCUUCAUACUUGACUUUGCCAACACCACUGAGGAGAUUCAGGAGGCAUUCCAGCCUUUCUAUCAGGAAACAAGCCUUUCUCAGCCAGUAAACACCGACCUUAUCUAUCAGGUUCAGCGUGAAAUCAGGGGCUAUGCACUCUACUCAGAGAAUGAUAUAGAGGCGUUCAUAGGUCGCUGGGAGAAACUCAAUCAGAGUAAUAAGGAUGAAAUGGGUAAGAUGACAAGUGCUUUGAAGCCUGUUGUAGACCGAUACAACCUCAAGGGUACAGAGGAGCGUUAUCAAAUUCGCCGUCAUGUCAGGAACUUUGUAAAAUGGUAUAACUACGUCGCUCAGGUAGUAAGAACCUUUGAUGCCGAGCUGCACAAGGAGUACCUGUUCCUGAAGUAUCUUGAGAAGCUGAUUCCUGCAGACCCAGUUGAACCUAUUGAUCUCGAUGGUAAAAUCAAGCUGGAGUAUUAUAAGCUGAAAAAGACCUUUGAAGGCGAAAUUUCACUGGGUAAGACAGGCGGCCAAUAA